Nymphaea colorata (pocket water lily) is the source of this 1453-nucleotide messenger RNA. RefSeq lists its product as uncharacterized. The transcript is spliced from 9 exons. The record is from RefSeq and is a predicted model, not a curated record. Lineage: Eukaryota; Viridiplantae; Streptophyta; Magnoliopsida; Nymphaeales; Nymphaeaceae. The coding region runs from base 510 to 881 and encodes 123 amino acids.
CUCCCGUCGGGCUCCCCUCGUCUUCCUCUUUUCUCUUCGUCGACGCCCUCUUUUCUCUUCGUCGACGCUGCUGCUGCGUCAAUGCCCUCGUCGUCUCUUUCGCCCUCUCACUCUCCUACUGUGUAGGUAAUCCUCUCUCUCUCUCUCGCUCUUUGUCUUGCGAGUUUCCCCGUGUACCUGAGAAACGAGGUCGCUGAGGGCUUCGAGGGCGCUACUCCAUGCCCUCUGACUUACCGUGUGCGAUGUUGUUGAGAUCGAAAUCCCAAAGAAAAGCGGUGGCGAACUCGAUCUGGGUUUUCUUCUCCACCCUCCUUUGCAUCGUCUUCUUAUCCUCCAAGUCAUGUCUGGCUUUGUACGAAGAUGAAGUUGGGGUCAUGGACUGGUGAUAAGCAUUUAGCAAUGUUGCCUGCUUCAAAGAUCAAGAGUGUGGAUGCAGCCAGUGAGUCUGGAGUUUGGAUACCAGCAAGCUCAUUGAUGAUUGAACCUCUGAAGCCACAUUCUUGAAGUUUAUGAACAAGCUUCCAAACUCCCGCCAACACACUCUCUCCCUUUCCUCUCGAUUAAACCUCUCAGCCGCAGGCUCUUCCCCUGCGUCGCCCCUCUUCUUCUUCAACUGCCAUGCAACCCGUCUCCCUCCGAGCUACCGCUCUUCUUCAAGCCCUGACCAGCGGAACGAAGGUGGUCCAGCCCUAAUCGCUGGAAAUACCAAUACCUUUACGAUCGUUGGUAUACAAAUGCCGGGCUCGAGCAUUUCACAGAAUCUUGAAGAAGUUGGUUUCCUGUUGGAGGAAUAUGCUUCAUUACAAGAGUUUUUUAUGCACUCUCUUAAAGUAGGCUCACGUCCUAUUAACCCUGAUCCAAAUUGUCUGAUAACUGGUUAGUCAUGUUGAUGGAGAGAGUUGCAAGAUCCUGGAGAUAUGAUUGACCAAGUGAAGGGAUUUUCCUAUUCUGCUUCUUCUCUUCUCGGCACAAAUCUUUCCUUUCCUCUUCUGGCUGCUGAUGACGAACAUGGAAAACAUAAUACUGCGGAAAACCGACAGACCGCUAGUCCAGAAAAAAAUUCAUGGUGGCGGAUCUCACUGGCAUCACCUAGAGUUCGUGGUCCUGAUGUACUGAGGAAACCAUGAAGUACUGCUUUGUUCGUCAUCGGGCAGAGACUGCGGUUUCAGGCGGGAGUUCUUCUGCACGAUUCUUCUGGAGAGCUAAUCUGGAGUUGAGCUUUGGGGCGUCUAAUCCUCGUCACUUCGGCAAGCUACUGCCCAAAUUUCAGAAGCGACGGUGCAGGGAUUGAAUUUAUAAAAUUCGAGCGUCUACGUUUCCUGUGCAUCGCCUGAACACCCUGCGAGGGGAUCCUCGCUUGCACUCCAUUCUGUAAUCAGUUUGGUAAUCUUUGAAAUCUGGUGACGACCCUAGCAAUUGAUUUCUAUUACAUUGUUUGGAUUUGAUGCUGUUA